AUGGAAGCCACACUGAUCUCAUCGUCGCCAGUACUAAGAUUCCAACCAUUGAUGACGCCACGGAAGAUCGUCGCCGGAACCAAAAGAAGACGAACCACCGUGCGUGCGGACUACUAUAGAGGAGGAAAAGUGGUGGACGAGAACAUGGUGGUGCUUAGGAAACGGAUCCACGAGAUGAAAAUGGUUGAGCGAAACUACGAACCUCCUAGCCAUUGGAUGCAUUGGGAAAAACGUUUAUAUUGCAACUACGACGCUACUAUUUGUGACGCUCUUUCUCUUCUCCAAACUUUCCUCAUGAACUCUCGUCCAAGCGUUGCGUUUGGAACGCUGCUUCUUAUACUAGUCAGUGUUCCUGUCUCAACCACAGUCUUCGCGUUUCGCAUCCUCGACCUUGCUCUUUGGCUAAUGGAUGCCGUUCACGUAGGAUGA
Arabis nemorensis is the source of this 429-nucleotide messenger RNA. NCBI's taxonomy places the organism in Eukaryota, Viridiplantae, Streptophyta, Magnoliopsida, Brassicales, Brassicaceae. The record is from the annotation of a GenBank genome assembly.